Messenger RNA from Megalops cyprinoides (Indo-Pacific tarpon), 2448 nucleotides. It is a transcript of the gene trim47, whose product is annotated as tripartite motif containing 47. Gene Ontology annotation, molecular function: protein binding; zinc ion binding. Lineage: Eukaryota; Metazoa; Chordata; Actinopteri; Elopiformes; Megalopidae. The transcript is spliced from 8 exons. Bases 19 to 1464 code for a protein of 481 amino acids. The record is from RefSeq and is a predicted model, not a curated record.
ACCAGUGUGGUGGUGAACAUGGCGACUGCGGGAGCGACAGGCGUAGGGGAAUUACAGAAGGAGCUCAUUUGUCCCAUUUGUUUGGAUUUUUUCGAUGAUCCCGUUAUUCUAAAAUGUGGUCAUAACUUUUGUCGAGGUUGCAUUUUAAUGCACUGGGAAGAAAACGGCGAUGAUGACGCUGGGUAUCGGUGUCCGGAGUGCAGACAGGUGUUCAGCAAAAUAAGUUUCACGACAAAUUACCUGGUAAAGAACUUGGUGGAUAAAUUGGAUGGCCUGGAAUGUCUGCGGUCAAGUAAACCGCCCGCUCCAGCAACCAAGCCGACCAAACUGGAUGGCAAAUGUGAGAGACACGGUGAAGAACUUAAACUCUAUUGCCACACAGACAGCAAGCCGAUCUGCGUUGUUUGUCGUGAAUCGAGAGCCCACAGGCAUCACGAUGUAGCUCCUGUGCCAGAGGUCAUUGAGGACAUGAAGGGAGAGCUGAGGCUGAGGCUGAUAAAGCUCACAUGGCAAAAGUCAUUGUGUGAGAGGGUGAAGGCCACAGAUGAGGCAGCAAAGACCAAUGUCAAACUUAAGAAGCAGGAGCUGAAGGGGAAGAUUGAGAAUGACAUAGGAGCUCUGGUUCAGUUCCUGCUGGAUGAGAAGGAUGACCUCUUGGCAAGCCUGGAGGCAGAGGAGGUGGCAACUGUCACCAUGAUCGAUGAGAACUUGAAGGAUGUUGAAAAAGAGAUGGUGGCAGUAGACAAAGCUAUUGCAGACAUCCAGAACCACUUAACCGGCAAGUCAAACUUUGAGGCCAUGAGCCAGACGAUUUCAAGCCCUCACCAGAUGUACACCUCACUGCAGGCCACCAAUUACCCUCCAAACUGGGACGAGUUCACCGGCCCUCUGCAGCUCAUUGUGUGGAAGAAGAUGAUGCACGUUUUGCACACUGGGCCUGCAAACCUGACCCUGGACACGGACACGGCCCACCCCAGCCUCGUCGUCAGCGACUUCGACACCAAGGUGGAGGAGGGCCAGAUGCGCUCCCUGGAGCCGGACCUGCCGCAGAAGUUCACUCGCUUCUUCGGCGUCCUGGCCACAACACAGUUCUCGAGUGGGCAGCAUUACUGGGAGGUGGACGUCAGGGACAAGGGGGUGUGGUACCUGGGCGUCACCACGGAGUACAGCAACCGCAAAGGCUACGUCAACCUCUCGCCCUCAGCCGGCUACUGGAGCCUGUGCCUGCAGGACCGGCUGUACGCCAACGAGGAGGACGCGCGCCUAUCCCUGGCCGAGUACUGGAACUCUCCACGGGUGGGCGUCUACCUGGACUACGACAUGGGCCGAGUGUCCUUCUACGACGCCAUCAGCAUGAAGCACAUCUACACCUUCGACGCCUACUUCGACGAGCCCGUCUACCCCUUCUUCAGCCCCGGGAAGAACGACCCAGGAAGUCGGCUGCAGGUCUGCCAUUACUACUGAAGUGUCACAGGCUGCAGGGCAAGGAGAGGCCUGCUGCCACACACGCAGAGAAGGCUUUUAUGUUCUUCUUUUGACCACUCCAUAGCAAACAGUUCUCUUAGGAGUAUGUGCCAUUGGCCUUUCUGGUUUCAAGUGGGGUGCCAUGCUGCGACAAGUAGUACUUCUGUUUCACCGGGAGUUUAUAGGAAAUAGAGGAAAUAAGAGUAUUCUUAAGUAAUCCAAUGUAGCCAUGCAGAAAUGUGGUUGGAUGCAUGAAUGCAAGUUUUGAAACAGAGACUGUUACAUCUGGUUUGGAAGAGACACUGUUAUAGCUGGUUUGGAACAGACACUGUUAUAGCUGUGAACAAUUAUGAAUUGAUACAAUGACAGUCACAACUGCUUAUUGUGUCAAUUUUUUGUGCCAUCUUACCUCUGAGCAUACAGUCACUUCUUGUAGCCAUUUUUUAAUCCCUUUUUAGAUGGAUUGUGUUCUUUUAAACCUGUGUUGUCUUAGGCUCCAUCUUCAAUUUCUGAUGAAUGAGGUGAGCAGGAUGUUAAUGAAGUAUUCAUACAAGGUUUUCACUUUAACACAAAUCAAAGUGCAGGCACUGCUGUUUAAUGGAUUUUGUUACAUUUUAUUUGGAGACUGUUUACACGCGGUGGUCCGUCUUGGGUGACUGUGUUCACCCCUCACGGCUUGACUCUACACUGUUGAGUUUGGCAUGGUGAUCUGUUCUCCAUACACUAAACUGCACCAUGAGAACUUCCUCUUCCUCCUUGUUCUGUAGUGGUAAAUGACAAGAAGGGGAAACUUCCUUUUUGAUUUUUCUUUUUCCAGGUGAUGUUUGGUGAACACGACAUGAACUGAACACAAAUGAGUUUAUAUUGAUGAGGUUUGAAGCCAUUUGGUGUUAACGUGUUUUUAUCAUUUUUUGUUUUACUUAUGAAUUCAUUUUAUUUUACCUUACUCAACAUGUUUUAAUUCCCGAUAAAGGGAUCAUUGAU